Messenger RNA from Rana temporaria (common frog), 593 nucleotides. It is a transcript of the gene HIGD1B, whose product is annotated as HIG1 hypoxia inducible domain family member 1B. Bases 154 to 480 code for a protein of 108 amino acids. The record is from RefSeq and is a predicted model, not a curated record. NCBI's taxonomy places the organism in Eukaryota, Metazoa, Chordata, Amphibia, Anura, Ranidae. Gene Ontology annotation, cellular component: mitochondrion. The transcript is spliced from 4 exons. Gene Ontology annotation, biological process: mitochondrial respirasome assembly.
CAUAAAGCACCUCUGUGGGAGCAGAAUCCAUUCCUCCCAAAGUGACCCGGAAAAGAGGACAUGCCUGUGUGCUCCUCCGAUGCAUCACUCAUAUAGAUAAGUGUAAAGUUUGGAGUUGAACACCAUGUGACGGGCUGGUACAAAGGUGGCAACAUGUCUGCAGACAGGGAUGAGUGGGCCCCGGAGGAACAGGAGACUGUCACCAGCAAAUUGCAACGUAAAAUGAAGCAGUCCCCUCUUGUCCCAGUGGGCCUGGCUGGCUUUUUCGUCAUAGUAGCUUAUGGCCUUUACCGUCUGAAGGAAAGGGGCAACAUUAAGAUGUCUGUUCACCUGAUUCAUACACGGGUCGCUGCUCAGGCCUGUGUGGUAGGAGCUACUGCUCUGGGGACAACCUACACAAUGUACAAGGAAUACAGACAGCGGCAGAAGGCAGAGAGGGAAGACCUGCAACGAAUCGAAGGAAACUCUACCAAGGAAUAGACUAUACAACCAACUAUCACAGGGAACCAACACUUGUAUUUUUCAUCUGAUUGGUUACUCUCAAAUUUACAGUCUUGCAAAGCUAGAAUAUAAAACAAAAUAUAUUCAUCAUA